GUUUAUUGUUUGGUUAACGUGGUUCAAGUGGAAAAAUAUUAAUUUAUAUCUCAACUCAAAACUAAUGUUAAGGUGGGAGGGUCCCUUUAAAGUGUGUUAUUGGAGGUUUGUGCCCAAUUUAUCUUGGUUAAAUACAGCACCCAGCAUUAUGAUUGAGGAGGCUUUGAGACUUCAAGUGGAGGAGGAGUGUUUGAAGAUUGGCUGCUGUGUCCGAUGUGCAAGAAGGUUUACUGGUGAUAGAGUGCUAGACAACUAUGUGAAGCAUACUGUUGAGUCUGAUGCUACACAAGCUGAUGAUGAGCCUCCAGCUAAAAAGGCCAAAGGAGAGCUGUGUAUUUUUUGCUUUGGUGUUCUGGCACCAGGUGACAUUGAAGAUAUUGCCAUGAAGGCGGUGGCCAGUCUAACCGAAGCCGAUUACGACGACCCCGUGUUCACGACGACGCUGUCGAUGCCGGUGUGUAACCUGGUCCGCGACAAGAGCAUCUACGUGCACCUCGGCCGCACUGUGGCCGGCUACACUGACCAGGUGAAGUUCCUCCACCUGCUGCCGCUGAAGGACAUCUGGAAGCACCUCAUCAACGGCUCCAUCGCCAAGGGUAGCGGCAAGUCUGCCGACAACGGCUACAACGCCGAACUGAUGGUGAAUGUCGAGAUGGCUUAUCGUGGCGACCGGCGCGAGAUGGAGGUCAUUUCGAAGCUGCGCCCGGAGCUGCGCGGCCCGGUGACCCGCACCACGGCGGACAGCACCCUCGAGUCGUCCACAGAGGCGGCGCUGGUGCGGUGUCUUCGCCUGCCGCCCGGCCCGCCGGUGGCGCCGCCCACCUACCAGCUCUCCUGUCUGCGCAACGCCAUCUUUGUGGCAGGCCGGUACAACAAGUACAGCCGCACCAUGAGCCAGACGCCCUGGACGGUGGACGGGGCGCGGCGCACCGAGUCAUCGCUGCAGGAGCGCAUCACCGACCGACUCGUCCAGCUCACCAGGUCAGCAGGAGUGCGUUUCUCGGCGUCCGGCCGUGAGGACGUGGACGUGCGGACGUUGGGACGUGGCCGGCCGUUCGUGGCCGAGCUGACCGACCCGCACGUCACGCUGCUGACGCCCAAGGAUCUGCUGGAGCUGCAGCGGGAGAUCAACGCUGCGCAUCCUGAGGUGCGCGUCAGAGACCUGCAGCUGGUCACCAGGGAGCAGACUGCCCACCUAAAGAGCGGCGAGGAGGACAAGACCAAGUCGUACACCGCGCUCGUACAGAGUCUCUCCGGUCCCGUCAGCGCUGACAAACUAUACUCCCUCGCCGACCAUAAGGAGCUGGUCAUCAGCCAACAGACGCCGGUUCGCGUGCUUCACCGGCGACCGAUGGCCACGCGAGAGAAGACGAUCCACUGGAUGAAGGCGGAACCGAUUUCUGAUACCUUGUUCAAGCUGCAUCUUCAGACGCAGGCGGGCACCUACAUCAAGGAGUUCGUACACGGUGACCUGGGCAGGACCGAGCCGAACGUGGGCACCCUCCUCGGGGGCACGUUCGACAUUCUCGCCCUCGACGUCGAGUCGAUCGAGCUCGACUGGCCGCCGGCCAUGCCGGAGAACGAUGGAGAUACGUGAUUUUAAGAUACUCGGCGAGCGACGGACACUUGAUUUGUGGACCGAUCGCCGGUAGGGUUGUUGGGGAUUAAAGUGGUCACGUGAUGUGUCGUAUCAGGCUGGCCAGGCGACCGAAUCGUGGUGAAGUGUUGUGUCUCGAUUUGUUACAUUUUUCUCUGUUCUCUGCUCAGGUUGAAGUGAGCAUUGAUAAAUGAGGCUGUGCACCUUGCCUGGAUGAGCUUCGAGUCGCUUUUCAUUUGGGUAGUAUGCGUUUCGGGUCGGAAAUGUGCCAGGCAGCAGAAUAUGUUGUUGUUUUGUUGAAGCUGUCAUACUCGACCUGGAACAUCGUGUAUUUCCAUUGAUGCUGACGUUUUAAUAAAAAAAGAAAAUGGAGUGUGAAGUCUGCCUUAUGAUGAAAAAAACCUUGCUUUUACUGUCGCCAAUACGGACCCUCGAAGAAUGUCUAGUGACCACUGUCUUCAUAUUAAACCA
Molecule: messenger RNA, 2068 nt
Organism: Amphibalanus amphitrite
Lineage: Eukaryota; Metazoa; Arthropoda; Thecostraca; Balanomorpha; Balanidae
Product: tRNA pseudouridine synthase Pus10-like
Exons: 10
Coding region: 65-1597 (510 amino acids)
Biological process (GO): tRNA pseudouridine synthesis
Molecular function (GO): RNA binding; pseudouridine synthase activity
Source: RefSeq, a predicted model, not a curated record